Messenger RNA from Lingula anatina, 3956 nucleotides. RefSeq lists its product as uncharacterized. NCBI's taxonomy places the organism in Eukaryota, Metazoa, Brachiopoda, Lingulata, Lingulida, Lingulidae. Gene Ontology annotation, molecular function: protein binding; calcium ion binding. The record is from RefSeq and is a predicted model, not a curated record.
AUGACAUCCCGUAUAAUUCAUAUUUUCCCCAACAAGCUUGACGUUUUCAGAUCCUAUACAGAAUAUUACUCCCGGUCAGUGUACCAGACACAAUAUUAUCAGACUCAAGUCUGCUGCUCUGGCUGGAAACAAACCGGAACAACAUGUAACACACCAAUCUGUAGUCGUGGGUGUGUCCAUGGCUCUUGUACCGCCCCCAAUGUGUGCACCUGUACAAGCGGUUACAGCGGAGCACGGUGUGAUACCGAUAUCAACGAAUGCACGGGUUACCAUGGCUGUCAACACAACUGUGUGAACACUGCAGGAAGCUACAAGUGCACGUGUAGAACUGGAUAUGUAUUGUCUGGCACUAAAAACUGUAACGAUAUCAACGAAUGCACGGGUUUUCAUGGCUGUAGACACUACUGUGUGAACACUGCAGGAAGCUACAGGUGCACGUGUAGAACUGGAUAUGUAUUGCAUGGUACUAAAAACUGUUAUGAUAUCAACGAAUGCACGGCGUCCCAUGGCUGUCAACACAACUGUGUGAACACUGCAGGAAGUUACAAGUGCACGUGUAGAACUGGCUAUGUAUUGAAUGGCACUAAAAACUGUAACGAUAUUAACGAAUGUACGGGGUCCCAUGGCUGUCAACACAACUGUAUGAACAGUGCAGGAAGCUACAGGUGCACGUGUAGAACUGGCUAUGUGUUGUCUGGCACUAAAAACUGUAACGAUAUGAACGAAUGCAUGCGUUUUCAUCGCUGUCAACACAACUGUGUGAACACUGCAGGAAGUUACAUGUGCACGUGUAGAACUGGCUAUGUGUUGUCUGGCACUAAAAACUGUAAUGAUAUUAACGAAUGCACGGGUUACCAUGGCUGUCAACACAACUGUGUGAACACUGCUGGAAGCUACAAGUGCACGUGUAGAACUGGUUAUGUAUUGUCUGGCACUAAAAACUGUAACGAUAUCAACGAAUGCACGGGAUUCCAUGGCUGUCAACACAACUGUGUGAAUACUGCAGGAAGCUACAAGUGCACGUGUAGAACUGGCUAUGUGUUGUCUGGCACUAAAAACUGUAACGAUAUCAACGAAUGCACGGGCUCCCAUGGCUGUCAACACAACUGUGUGAACACUGCAGGGAGCUACAAGUGCUCGUGUAGAACUGGCUAUGUAUUGUCUGGCACUAAAAACUGUAACGAUAUCAACGAAUGCACGGGUUCCCAUGGCUGUCAACACAACUGUGUGAAUACUGCAGGAAGUUACAGGUGCACGUGUAGAACUGGUUAUGUAUUGUAUGGCACUAAAAACUGUAACGAUAUCAACGAAUGCACGGGUUUUCAUGGCUGUCAACACAACUGUGUGAACACUGCAGGAAGUUACAGGUGCACGUGUAGAACUGGUUAUGUAUUGUAUGGCACUAAAAACUGUAACGAUAUCAACGAAUGCACGGGUUCCCUGGACUGUCAACACUACUGUGUGAACACUGCAGGAAGUUACAGGUGCACGUGUAGAUCUGGAUAUGUAUCGUAUGGCACUAAAAACUGUAACGAUGUCAACGAAUGCACGGGUUCCCAUGGCUGUCAACACAACUGUGUGAACACUGCAGGAAGCUACAGGUGCACGUGUAGAACUGGCUAUGUGUUGUCUGGCACUAAAAACUGUAACGAUAUCAACGAAUGCACGGGUUCCCAUGGCUGUCAACACAACUGUGUGAACACUGCAGGAAGUUACAGGUGCACGUGUAGAACUGGUUAUGUAUUGUAUGGCACUAAAAACUGUAACGAUAUCAACGAAUGCACGGGUUUUCAUGGCUGUCAACACAACUGUGUGAACACUGCAGGAAGCUACAGGUGCACGUGUAGAACUGGUUAUGUAUUGUCUGGCACUAAAAACUGUAACGAUAUUGAUGAAUGUUCAACCAAUAAAGGUGGAUGUUCUCAAGUAUGCUCCAAUAUCCCGGGAAGUUACCGCUGUAGUUGUAAUGUUGGCUAUGCCCUGCAGGCGGACAGCCACUCGUGUAGAGAUAGCGACGAAUGUUCCACUGGCAAUGGUGGUUGUACUCACACCUGCACCAACACGGUGGGAAGUUUCUUUUGUACCUGCAGGACUGGAUUUGUGUUGGAUGGGAACGGUCUGACUUGCUCUGACCAUGACGAGUGUUUAACGUCCCAUCAUGGCUGCGAGCAGAAAUGUAACAACCUUCUUGAGAGCUACUACUGUUCCUGCAACAAAGGCUACGUCCUUGCUGCCGACAAGAAACUCUGCAACGAUGUUGACGAAUGCAGUAACGGGACUCAUGCAUGUGAAAAUAACUGUCACAAUACACGUGGUAGCUACACGUGUUCAUGUAGAAAUGGGUAUGAACUGGCGUCCGAUGGACGUGGAUGUACAGAUGUUAACGAGUGUAGUAACGGAACUCAUGCCUGUGAUCAUAACUGUCACAAUACACGUGGUAGCUACACGUGUUUAUGUAGAAAUGGGUAUGAACUGGCCUCCGAUGGACGUGGAUGUACAGAUGUUGACGAGUGCAGUAACGGGACUCAUGUCUGUGAUCACAACUGUCACAAUACACGUGGUAGCUACACGUGUUCAUGUAGAAAUGGGUAUGAACUUGUGUCCGAUGGACGUGGAUGUAUAGAUGUUGACGAGUGCAGUAAUGGGACUCAUGUCUGUGAUCACAACUGUCACAAUACACGUGGUAGCUACACGUGUUCAUGUAGAAAUGGGUAUGAACUGGCGUCCGAUGGAAGUGGAUGUAUAAUUAUUGGUCAACACUUGGAGGCGGUAGUUGAUGCAGCAGCUCCAGGUGAUCAGGGUACAGCAACGCCUGUAAGUCUGAUCACCGGCGUGACAUUCGCCGUCAUUGUGGCCGUCGCCAUCAUCGCUAUCUCGGUUUUCUUUGUAUGUCGACACUAUAGGAACAGGGACAGACGACCAGCGACAGAACGCUCCUCGGCACCAGCUGUUACCUAUGAAAACACGGAAUUCCUGACAGCAUCAAAACACAGAACGGAGAAGAAUCGUGAUGGGAGGCAACAUACGGGGCCUUGGACUGUGCAAACCGGUACUACUAAUGUCUCGAACCCAGACCAGCCCUGUGAAGGCAUUCUGGCAAAGGACAGCGAGGAGCAGGGUGCGUACACGAAGUUAAUCUUCGGAGAGGAGGUGCCGACACCUAUCGGUGAAUAUGAAACUUUGUCAGCCUACCAACGCAGAGCCCAGCAAAACGACUAUGAAUAGUCGGCUUAGAAAUCAUAGUAAGGUCGAGUCAUUAGAAAAAAAGCAACAGAGGAGAUUUGGGACCUAAGUUUUAAUUUUUCUGACCAUAUAAUAUGGCAAACUAGAUCGCUAUUGAACUCUCUCUCUUCCUCUCUCUCUCUCACACGCACAUACUCACACACACACACACACACACACACACACACACAUACACACAGAGCUUGCGUAUGGACGAUAUUAUAUCUUGUAUACCGACAUGUACAGAUUAUGCACAUAUAUUUGCACGUCCACGAUACUGGUUAACAACAUUGGGACAUGGGCAACAUGCCGCCGAUCUUGUGAGCACGCUUUUCGCUUAUAAUAAGCAUCGUAUUUUGCUUUAUAUUCAUAAAUUUCUGAAAAUAUAACAUUAAACAAAAUGUUUAGUAAAGUGUACACUUACCUGUAACUUUGCAGAGAUGAGAAAGCAUGCUGCAAUCCUGAAUCGGCGGUUAAAAAUGAAAUUGUCUCUUGUGUGUACGCUUUCCGUUUAUACAGGCAUGACUGUAAUGGUUUGUAAAAAUAUCAUUCCUUAUCACAUGCCUACUAUAUAACUUAUGUGGUAUUCAAUAUGCGUUAGACUUUUAUUUAGCAUAAGAUUGAUUUUAUUGAAAAUUUCAGCAGGUUUCCCUUUAUCAUUGAGACAUACCUUGGCUACUGGUGCGUCUAUGACUGUGGAGAAAUUACCGCCAAUAAAUUCGUUUUCCAGUUCA